AUGGCAACCGGAUUCCACAGUGAGCCCUGGAACAGCCAAGGGCUGAGACACCAAGUCCCCAGUGAGUCACAGCUGAGACUUGUCCUGGUGGGCAAGACAGGAGCAGGGAAAAGUGCAACGGGGAACAGCAUCCUGGGAGAGAAGGUGUUUGAGUCCAACCUUUCAGCAAAAGCUGUCACCAAGGUCUGUGAGAAAGGCACCUGCAAAUGGAACAGGAGAGAAGUGGUGGUGGUGGACACGCCGGGCAUUUUUGAUCCCGAGGUCAGGGACACAGAGACCAGCAGGGAGAUUGCCCGCUGCCUUGUCCUGACCUGCCCGGGGCCUCACGCUCUGCUCCUGGUGGUCCCGCUGGGCCGCUACACCCAGGAAGAGCAGAAAGCUACCGAAAAGAUGCUGAAGCUGUUUGGAAAUAAAGUUCUGAAGUACAUGAUCCUCCUGUUCACACGAAAAGAUUACCUGGAAGGCACGGCAUUCCAAGAUUAUCUAACGACAGCUCCACAGGGCAUUCGAGAGCUGAUGUGCAAGUUUGGUGACCGCUACUGUGUGUUCAGCAACAGGGCCACGGGAGCUGAGCAGGAGGCCCAGAGGGCGCAGCUGAUGGCCCUGGUCCAGCGGGUGGUGAUGGGGAACGGGGGAGGAUGCUACACCAAUGAGAUGUACUGGUGGGCUGAGGAGGAGAUUCAAAGACAGACCCAGGAGAGACAGGUGUACUACAGAGCAGAGCUGGAGAGAGAGAAAGCACAGAUCAGAGAGCAGUACGAGGAGAAAAUCCGAAGGCUGGAGAAUAAAGUGGAACAGCUAGAGAGAAGGGCACAGAUGGAGAGGGAACUCGCAGUCAGAGAGACGCACUGUAGUCUCCUGCAGAAAAACGCCAGACAGGAGGUGGAGAGCCAGAGUGGGUUCCUUGACUAUCUAUUGAAAGUGCUAGAGAUUACUUCUUGGUUUUUCAUACGUCUGUUUGAUGAAGACUAAACCUAAUCAAUUAUCUCUUCCUUUCUGCAUGUUUGAGGGCUGCCCCUGCUUCCUAGAACUCAGCCUAAGACAGAGAAAAGCUCUUCCUCUCUGCCUCUCAGACUAAUUAGAAUGGUUAAGCGUGUUGACAAUGGCUAAUAGCUCAAUGAUUCUAACAAAAUAGGCGUGACUUCCCCACUGGUGAAUCUCCAAAGCAGAAAAUAUUAUUCACUAACCUUAACUUCUGAAUUCUUUCUCAAACCCACAGGGAAAGACAAAGCAUGAAGACAAACAAUGUCUCUCUAAGUUCUGUGGUUUGCCUUAGUGAAGGCUUCAUCUGUCCGUUUUAUGUUAUCUAGACUAACAGAUACAUCGCUUGCAGACUCUUGUAUCGCUUUUACCUUUGUACCACAGAAAUCAUCUAAGUAGUAGAUGCUGACAGGAUCCACUCUUGGUGAACGUGAAUUUGUUUGAAGACUUUUACUGAGACUCAUAUUUCUCCUGACACAUGUCCAUUAAAAAGCUUUGUAACAUAGAAAGCUCUAUUGUUAUUCUCAUAGCAUAUUAGAAAAUUAAUUUGUGAUGGUGUUUAUUCAGUCAGACAUUGUCGUCAAAGUGUAUCAGCUUUUGUACACACAAACGGUGGAUUAUAUUGUGUGUAAAGUAUACUUUCUUAGGAGAAAGCUGUAGUGAAGAAAUGUUAUAAAGCAAUGGGCUCUCUCAUAACAAACACAUAGAUGUGAAACCACACAGAGUGAAGAAAUAGAUCCUGCAGAGAAGAGAACAAUGUUCACCAUAUUCAGAUACUUCUGAGGGGUUGGGCAGUGG
This is a messenger RNA of Erinaceus europaeus (western European hedgehog), 1779 nucleotides long. RefSeq names its product GTPase IMAP family member 4-like. Gene Ontology annotation, molecular function: GTP binding. The coding region runs from base 1 to 972 and encodes 323 amino acids. The transcript has 2 exons. NCBI's taxonomy places the organism in Eukaryota, Metazoa, Chordata, Mammalia, Eulipotyphla, Erinaceidae. The record is from RefSeq and is a predicted model, not a curated record.